AGACCUGAAAGUGGCACAUUGCAGAGUGUGUCGCGAUGGAGACAGCAGCAAGCACAUUGGAGGCCGUACAGGGACCCAUGAGAGACUCUGGACCUGGCAGCAGCAUGAGGAGGCGGUACGGGGGCCCAUGGCAGAUUACAGGCCUGGCAGCAGCAAUGGGAGGCCCUACAGGGACCCAUGAGACACUCUGGACCUGGCAGCAGCAUGAGGAGGCGGCGGUACGGGGGCCCAUGGCAGAUUAGGGCCUGGCAGCAGCAAUGGGAGGCCCGUAAUCUGCCAGCACCCUAUGACAAAAUGGAACACACCAGCAGUGUGAGGAGACCUGAAAGUGGCACAU
This is a messenger RNA of Staurois parvus, 337 nucleotides long. Lineage: Eukaryota; Metazoa; Chordata; Amphibia; Anura; Ranidae. The record is from the annotation of a GenBank genome assembly.